AAGUAAAGGUGAAAGUACAAGGAGAGGAUAUUGUACAGCUAAGUAUAGACCAUGACUAGUGAGUCUUGUGGAAUUUCUGGCCAAAACGUUGGCAAUAAUGUUCCGCUUACUGAAAAUCAUGAUGAUAGGUAUAGACAUGUAUCCAUGCAGACAGGCGAAGAGUUUUCAGAAGAGUUUCUUAUGAAAAGUUUGACACCAAGAAAAGCAAACAUAACAAGAGAUACAGACCAAAAUCAGCCAGUUAUAGGUAUUUCAAAUCCCGCUCAAAAUUGCCACGUUGUCUCUAAGGAGCUUCAUGACCUCCUUGGGAUAAAAAGAAGUGAUUCAGACUGUGGUGCCGAGUUUUCGGAUUAUUCUCCUAGGAUAGCAUAUGCACCGGAAGGUGACAAGAAGACUUAUUUUGACACAGCAAGCAGAUGUAACAGGGACUGUAGUGUCAGUGGACAACAACCAUCAAGAUUCUUCGAUGAGAGGAAUAGAGAUAUAGUAGCUCCUUGCACAACUGGUCGAGACAUUUAUGCAUCAGAGUCCCCUCAUUCACAUCAAGUCCGCAACCCUGAGGCAGGAGUUUCUGAGAGUUGUGGGGGUGGAAAGAUGAGAUUACUCUGCAGCUAUGGGGGUAGAAUCUUACCAAGGCCGAAUGAUGGGAAGCUUAGAUAUGUAGGUGGGGAGACGAGAAUUAUAUCAAUUAGGAAGAACCUAGCUUUCAACGAGCUUGUAAAAAAGACAAUAGCAAUUUGUAAUCAACCUCAUACAAUUAAGUAUCAGCUUCCUGAAGAAGAUCUUGAUGCACUUGUAUCCGUUUCAUCCGAUGAGGAUCUUCAGCACAUGAUUGAGGAAUAUCAUGACUUGGGAAAAAGUUCUCAAAGGCUACGGUUGUUUCUUGUGCCUUGUGCUGAUUCUGAGGUCUCUUGUUCCUUUGAAGGAAUGACAUUACAGCAAAGUGAAGCUGACUAUCAGUAUGUUGUUGCAGUAAACGGAAUGCUUGAGCCAGGUCAUCGUAGAAGCUCUAGCAGGGAGACCUUUGCAAACCAAGCAAGUCAAUUUGGAAACACUUUGGACUUUAGUCCUAUGUGCCAAAGAGAUUCCCCAACUUAUCUCCCAUUUGAGAACCAUCAUGGAGGUAAUUCAAUGAAUGUGAAGUUUCUGCUCCGAAAUCCCAGUUCUUCUUAUGUUAACAUAUCUCAGGUCCCCUCUACUUCAUAUGUUCAACCAUCUCCUUUAUCUCCAGCGACAUUUCAGAUCACUGAUCCUAACCGUUCCCAUGUCCUUUUAAAUGAUAACGUUGCAAGCAUUGACUUUCCUGAUGCCGGUAGUCCAUAUGUAGUAGAGGAACCACUAUAUGAAAAUUCCUAUCAUGUUGAUACGACAGGCUACUAUUAUAAUUGUCCACUCGAGACCACUCCAAGGACAAAUUACCCUAGUAAACAGUCUGUGUCUUCUGCACCGUUUGGUCAAACAGAGUUGGAUUCUAGGAGGCUAAUGUCAAACAAAAGGGAAAUGCAUAUAGAAAAGCUAAACUAUUCUCAAGAUAUAAGAAUGUCUCCUGGAUCUGAUAUUCAAGCUACAUCUGGCUACAGCAUGCAACAAGAUGCCAUUGAUCAAGCACAGUUGGUAGAGAGGCCCAAUUUAUCCAGAGAAGAUUCAACAAGCUCACCCCCUUCAGAUUUUCUACGAGAAAAAUCUCCAUCACUUGCAAUGUCUUGUUCAUCGCAAGAAUGGUCAACGAAAGAGCAUGAGGUGAGAGAUAAAAAUCAUCUAAUUUCCAAGAAGGAGAAUCAGCCAAAUAUAGAAGCCAGAGAACGCAACCAAGAGUAUGCUGAAUGGAGUCAAAGUACAACAAAUUGGAUAAAGAAGACAUGUCCUCCUUUCAACAAGUGCAGUAGAAGCUCUGAGGUUAAUGCAAGCAAUAUACCAACUGUUAAUGGCCUGGAACAUGAGUUGAAAUUGCCAAAAAUUAUAUGCUACUCGGAGCCGGAACUUAGUGUCUACACAUCAUCAUCAGAUCCCAAAAUCCAAGUGGAAAGACACACUUCUUCACCACCUAUCCCUCAAAAGAAUUCAACAGUCACUUCCAAACAGCACCACAUAGAUGACGAUAUAAUUCACAUAACAGCACCUUAUACUCAAGACCUCCAAAACAUACAAUCUGUGCCAUUUCCAUCUGAGGAGUCUAUUUUUUAUUUGGAUUGGAGAAAUCCCCUGACUGGUGAUAUAUCAAUUCCAAAUUCAGCUGCAGAUGUGGCUUACACUCAUGAGGUCUCUUUCCAUCAGAAACUUGUGGAUGGUCCUCAUAAGUCUGCAGAAAAAGAAACUGCUGAUAGAGUUGCUUAUGAAAAGACAGCAUCUGGAAAUGUUUCGUUUCUCCAUUUGCAGCAGUCAGAUGAUUCAUAUGACAGAAAAUUACGAGAAAUUGCUGUUAUUGUGGAAGAUGUAACCGAUAGUGUGCCUCCUGAUAUACCCUUAUCUUCAACAAUAGUUCCACAUGUGGAAGAUGAACCUAGUGAUGGGCUUCCAUCUGCUGAAGAAGAAACCAACAUCGAGAAUGUUCUUGAAGAAUCUGAUCAUGAGGAUGACAGAAAUGGUUCUAAUGGAAAGGAAGAAUCUGUCUCUGAUUCUGCGAUCAUUGAAAAGGAGGCUGGGAUCUAUGGCUUACAGAUCAUAAAAAACAGUGAUCUUGAAGAGCUACAAGAAUUGGGAUCUGGAACAUAUGGAACAGUUUAUUAUGGGAAGUGGAGGGGAACAGAUGUUGCUAUCAAGAGAAUAAAACAAAGUUGUUUUGCUGGGAGUUCAUCUGAGCAAGAACGUCUGAUCAAAGAAUUCUGGAGAGAGGCUAAGAUUCUCUCUAAACUACACCAUCCAAAUAUAGUGGCACUCUAUGGGGUGGUUCCAAAUGGACCUGGUGGAACAGUGGCUACAGUUACUGAAUAUAUGGUCAAUGGGUCUCUAAGGAAUGUCCUGGCUAGGAAGGACCGUUCUUGCAGAGCGCUUGAUCGGCGAAAAAAACUUAUGCUUGCAUUAGAUGCUGCUUUUGGCAUGGAGUACCUGCAUUUGAAAAAUAUUGUUCAUUUCGAUUUGAAAUGUGAAAACUUGCUGGUCAACUUGGGAGAUCCACAUCGUCCUGUGUGCAAGGUUGGUGAUUUUGGGUUAUCACGGAUUAAGAGAAAUACCCUUGUUUCGGGUGGUGUUAGAGGAACACUUCCAUGGAUGGCCCCGGAGCUAUUGAAUGGAAACAGCAGUCGGGUUUCAGAAAAGGUUGAUGUGUUUUCGUUUGGCAUCACAAUGUGGGAGAUCUUGACAGGAGAGGAGCCUUAUGCAAACCUGCACUGUGGUGCUAUUAUUGGUGGAAUUGUAAAUAACACACUCAGACCUCCCGUCCCUCAACGUUGUGAUCCUGAAUGGGGAAAACUGAUGGAAGAGUGCUGGUCGCCUGAUUCAGAAGCAAGACCGUCAUUUACAGAGAUAACAAACAGACUUCGCGCUAUGUCACAAGCGCUCCAGCCAAAGACUCGAGUAAGGACAUGAAAUUGUACAGUCAAUGCUUGUGUAAAGAAAAGUUUUAUAGGAAAGAAAAAAAGUAUAGUCAUUGUCCUUUCUGUUAAAACUUCCAGCUUCCUGUGUGUGUAAAUGAUGAAAUAGCACAUCAUUUUGAACAUUGGAUGCAUAAUUGAUAUACAAGAU
Solanum verrucosum is the source of this 3681-nucleotide messenger RNA. RefSeq lists its product as uncharacterized. Bases 52 to 3525 code for a protein of 1157 amino acids. Gene Ontology annotation, cellular component: cytoplasm. The transcript has 8 exons. Gene Ontology annotation, molecular function: ATP binding; protein kinase activity; protein binding. The record is from RefSeq and is a predicted model, not a curated record. Lineage: Eukaryota; Viridiplantae; Streptophyta; Magnoliopsida; Solanales; Solanaceae. Gene Ontology annotation, biological process: signal transduction; protein phosphorylation.